AUUUUAGUUUUCAUUCAAACAAAUUUAAAUGGUAAAUGGAAUAAUAUCAUCUAGCAAUAAAAACAGUUGACAUCAUUUUUCUAAGCAAUAUUAAGUUCUAUGCUUAUGGAAUAUUACCAGGCGCUUUCGACGUUUUCUUGUUGACGGUUUCAUUGAAUUUCCACUUAUAAUAGUAGUUAUGCUUUUAUAAACUGUGUUUUCAUUCAACCCUCGUGUGUUUUCACUUUGGAUUACACACUUCAAAAUUCAGAUUAAAAUCCAUAUUUUCAAAAGGUAUUAGAAUAUAACAAUUUAUCAUACAACCGCAUUGAAAUCUGCCUGAUAUAACGUUACCUGAUAUAUUUUUUAUAUCAUGGUCAAAAGGAAGUUCUUAUAUCAGUCAAUGAUUGGAGUUACGUGGGAUUCGCAAUAAGGUCAACAAUUUCUGUCAAAAUGAAUCAGGUUCAACAAAACUAACAAUUUGAUAUCAAGAACGUACAUAUUUUAUUCUAGUUUAAAGUCAUAAAUCCCAAAAACGUUUAUUUUUUAAAAAUCACCACAGCCCGCACUACAGAAGUUAAAUUACGUCAACGAUGGGACGAUAAAUCUUAAAUAUCGAUAUAGUCAUUGCACUUGCAAGUGUUGCACAGAAAGUCAAGACAAAUGAUAAUUGUAUGCUAAUCCUUAACUUUUUAAACAAACGAUUUAACACGCUUAUGUCAAUAUUGACACCAUCAUCAAAAUGUCAAUUUAAAAUUACACAUCUCCAAAAUGGCGUCUCCAAACUAUUCAGUGAAGUGUGUUAUUCGAUUAAAUUUGUCGCUGCAGUACAUUCCUGAUCUCCAAUUCAAGACGUUUAUAAUGAAAGCGGUAGUACUCUUCCCAUUGGCAGUGCAAACAACUUUUUUAUCUAUGCGAUGUUUAAAAUAAGCGAUAAUUCGUGUCGUCUUUUCGAACGCCGUUGCUGCAUGUAUUUCAAAGUGUAAAAGCCGGAUCAGCAAAAUAAGCGGGGAUCCGUACAAUUUAAAUAUAAAAAUGGAUUGUUUUGCAGGUUUUUAGGAAAAUAUGGUAUGAUAAACAGAAAGACAGGUUACUGUCCCAUCGUUUUGUAAUAUAUCUGGCACGGCACGAAUAAAAUAACGGCUCGGCGAGGCUUAUAUUAUUCUAAUCCUCGCCAGAUAUAAUACAAAACGAUGGGACAGUACCCUGUUAUUCUCUAUAUAUCAAUUAUUAUAUUAUAUAUUGCGAAUACUUUAUGGUCUGAAGUUACUCCAGUACAGGCCUAAUUUAUUUAUUUUUUAUAUAUAUUAUCGGACUUUCAGGGGAAAUAUAUAUAGUAAUUUAAAUGCACGAAUAUAACAUAUUAUUUUCAAUUUAAUACAAUUAACUUUGAUAAUAUUUUCGAAAGUAGACUUUAAUAGAAUACUAGAAUAGAAUCUUAAAUAUUGAUCAGACGGACGAACAAUGCGAUUAUAAACACGUUUCAAUCAUUUAAAACGUUAAGGCCCACCAUACUUAGCGCUAUAAAAUAUGUAUUUUACGCUUAUAUAACUACCUGAAUUGACAAAUAUCUGCAUUUGUAUUCCAUAUUGGGUCUAUAUCGCGCAUAUUGAACCUUUGCUUACAAGGAUAGAAUAUCGUUAUUGUAAAUAACUGUGGACUGAGUUUGGCGACUAUAUUGAUGUAAAUGCAUAGUUCUUUUUCAUUAAGGUGGUAUCUUAGUAUGCUAUUUUGGUAUUAACUUCCUUAAUGAGAAUAAUUUAAACUUUACCGUGUUAAAGGUAGUGAGAACGUUUUACACAAGUAAAUGUUGUCUUGCUAUUUAUAAACUUCACUAUGAAUUAGAGAGCGGACACCAUGCUGAAUGUUAAAAAAAAAACACUAAGUGACCUCGUGACCUAGUUUUUGGCCUGGCAUGGUCCAUGUUUAAACUUGGCGUAGAGAUCAUCUAGAUAAAACUUCUGACCAAGUAAGGGGAAAAUAUUGGAUAAAAACUACUUGAAUUAGAGAGCGGACAACGUGCUGAAUGUUUAAAAUGCACUAAGUGACCCCGUGACCUAGUUUUUAACUCGGCAUGGCCCAUAUUCAAACUUGACCAAGACAUCAUCAAGAUACAACUUCUGACCAAGUUUGGUGAAUAUCGGAUGAAAACUACUUGAAUUAGAGAGCGGACAACAUUAUCAAUGUUUAAAACGCACUAAGUGACCCCGUAACAUGGUUUUUGACCUGCCAUGACCCAUGUUCGAACAUGGCCUAGACAUCAUCUAGAUACAACUUCUGACCAAGUUUGGUGAACCUCGGAUGAAAACUACUUGAAUUAGAGAGCGGACAACAUUAUCAAUGUUUAAAACGCACUAAGUGACCCCGUGACCUGGUUUUUGACCUGCCAUGACCCAUGUUCGAACUUGGCCUAGACAUCAUCUAGAUACAACUUCUGACCACCACGUUUGGUGAACCUCGGAUGAAAACUACUUGAAUUAGAGAGUGGACACCAUGCUCAAUGUUUAAAACGCACUAAGUGACCCUGUGACCAAGUUGUUUGCCCGGCAUGACCCAAAUUCGAACUUGACAUAGACAUCAUCUUGAUACAACAUCUGAGCAAGUUUGGUGAAGAUCGGAUGAAAACAACUUGAAUUAGAGAGCGGACACUUAAUACGACCCGACAGACCGACAGACAGACAAACAAGUUCACUCCUAUAUACCCCCCCCCCCUAAAUUUCGUGUGUGGGGGUAUAACAAGUUGAAUGCAAAACCUCCACCCAAUAUAAGGUUAUUGGGUAUAAACACGUUUUCUAUUUUUAGUUAUAGUGACAUUACCCUGGCGGUAACAAAAUUGACAUUGAGUUAAAAUACAGAGUGGACAAUUUAAUUAAGUUUCAUGUUGAUUUGAUUGAAAUUGUAUGCACUUUGUAGCGGACAUAACUCUCCGGGACGCCGCCCAUCGUUUGCCGCCCGCCGAAGGUGUUCCCAUAAUACGCCCCUUUUUAACGGGCUUUUAAAGAUCUAACAAACAAAGCAUUUCUUUGUUUAAAUGUCACAAAGGAGCCGAAACGUAUUUAAUUUGUGUAUACGUAUAUAAGUUACGAAUGUCGAAAAUUAUUUUGAAUCAAUAUGUAAAACCUAUUAAACAAGUGUAUGCUAGUAGUAAUACAAUAUUGGGAAACUACCUCUUAAAACCUGAAGUGUCAUGCUAAACUGUCCUGGGAGAAGCAAAUACUUAAGUGACCUACAUACAGAUCAAUAUCCGGUUUAUUGCAGAUGAAGUUGCACAGAUAAAAAAACAAGUAAGUACGCAAAUAGGCAGGACACAUUUGCAAAUAAGGUUAAUCAAUUGUAUAAACGUUUUUCUGUUAAAAGCAUUUUUCUAUUCAGUUUUACUAGUGGAUAUAUAUUUUAAACUUUAACAAGUUUGCUAAUUUAACAGUGGUUGCUGUAUGUUCGAUUUCGUUUUCUGCAGCACGGUCAUUCUUUUUACGCUGUACAGUGUAGAAGGUUCUAGGUGUAUUUAUCAAAAUAUUUUAUAUACACAUCCAUUAAUUGAUAUUUGAAACAAUAUCAAUAUAUCUUAUGUUCACUGUUUAAAUCAGUUAAUAGAUAAGACAUAUAAUAAAUGACAUUAACAACGCUCAGUGAAGUGGAAAUACGAUAUCAGUGCAUGUAUUUGAGGUUUGGUGAAUAGAAAAAAUCCCAUGGCGUUACCAUUAUGGUGAAGUAUUUGUUAUGUUUAUCAUACACGUCUUACGAAGUUAUGAUUCAUUGUAGCAGAUUAAAUGAGCAAUAAAGACGUGCGUGAAAAAAGCCUAUUUAGCUUAUUCAGAAAGUAUAUAAAAUAGAUUUCAUAAAGUAAUACAACAUACAACAUAAAGCCUAUGCAGCAGCCUAUUUAGCCUUUUUAUAAGUUUACAAAAUAUGAUAACUUGUAAAAAGCCCUAUUAUCACUUUGAGCCUAUACAGCCACUUAUAAGGAUUUUUUGAAUAAUAAAUAAAUAAGAUGCAAGAAAAAGACUAGUUCGCCUACUCAGCAGGCUAGUAGCAUUUUAACUCAUUUUGUAAGUUUAUGAACAUUCCACUUGUAUGAUGUUGUUCGUUUUAAGAAAGUCUAUUCUUAGCAAAAAUCCAGUUUAUGCGGAAAGUGUCGUCCUUAAUUAGCCUGUGCGGACUUCACUAAGGAUAAGUAUAAACGUAUGUCCUCGUUUUCAACUAAAUGGAACAUACAUUUUCCGAAAUAUACAUCUUGGGUUAAUAAAAACUUAAAUGGAUUAAUAUUGUUUGCUAGUAUACCAGUUAUAUCAGGCUACAACUGGCGGUAAAAGAGAAAACAUCGUCAUUUUAAAACUAUUCAUCGUGGUUAUAUUUUCAAGAGAAUACAUUUUUGAAUGUUUACAUACUUUAAACAACUGUUAAGCGUGAUUUUUAUUCGUUAACGAGGUACUUAACGGUUUUUGUUUUGUCAAUAUUACAUUUUCUUUCUGCAUUACUAUCUUUGUAAUACUAAUUGCAUUCCAUUUUCCGGCUUAAUUUUAUAACACAUGAAUGUAAAUAUAUUUUUGUGAAUGUAGGAAGAAUGCAUGUAUUAUUUGUUUUGAUAAAUACCUCACAUCAUUUGAUGAACUUAUAUAAUUAGGCUAUUGUCUUUAUGUUUUUACAAACUAAAAAGAAAACAGUGUGUAUAUAAUAAUCGUGCUCUUAUCUGAGAUCCAAAUAAGUAGGGUGCCUUGUUUAAGGUUUCACUAUAGCAAUUAAUGGAAAAUUAUUCUAGCUUGGUGGCCCUACAUUUUUGAACUCGGCAAAUUAUAAAUGAACAAGAAGAUAAAAACUAGUCUGAGCUAAGUGUCCUAUACAUGUAGCAAUAUACGAAAAUCUACGAAAUUCUGAGCUAGCCAUAAAUAGUUAUCAUUUGAAAAAAAGGUUCUGGGCAAGUUUCGUAAAGCUUAGACAAUCUAAAGUGGUAAAUGUACAGGGUUCAAUAGCAAACUGCCUUAUUACCUGAUCAUGUUCAUUAAACCGGAACCGGUUCCUCGCUCAAACUCGGUCGAUGUAUCGUUGCAACAAAUGUUAUAGGAAGUUUUAGGAAGGCAGUAAUAUUGUUCACAACAAUUCUUUAUAGUCUUAUGAGGAAAAUUGUCAAACCCUUAGCAGCACAGCUUUGAAACGGAUCGGAACAAGUUUCGAUCUCGGCUUUUAACAUACUUUAACAAAUGUUCGGAGCAAAUUCAUUAUGAUUUGUGGAAAAUUGUGAGUUCACAUGUUUUCUUUAUAUUUGCCCUUGUGUAAGAAAUUGGGCAGCAAGCUUUGCGCGAUCAGAAAUUGCAAAGAAGCAUAACAUCGAAGUUGCGUUCAAAAGCCCAUCAUCCACGUGGAGUAUUGUUUGUUGUGUUUUGGUGCGUGUUUGCAUAAGAUGGAAAUGAAUAAAUCAUAUAAUAUGGUACGAAUUUAAAUAAUCAAACGAAAUAAAUAAUACUUUGCGUAUAUUUACUUGUUUCUUUUAUAUGUUGUCGGUUUUAGGGCGUGCCGUGCAGGUUUACACAAUGACAAAAGUAGCUCUGAUUAUCGUUUACAAAAAUUUCAUGUACAAGAAACAGAAGAUAAAAGAUGCGGUGCGACCAAAGACUUCCAGAAAAUGUGUUUGAUGUUCGCCGAACUUGGAUUUAUCGUUAUUUAUCGCUUCAAUCAGACAUCAAAGGAAAUUCAGACUGCAAUUAAAGAUGCGUGCAGUAUACCAAGCGAGUGUUUCGUUCUCGUACUGAGCACACACGGUGAGGAGAGUCACCUACCCAAGGACAGCAACACACCCGGGAGCGAAACAGGCCUACGGGCGGAGGUAUUUGAUCAAAUGGUACUGGAUAUUGACGGGCAGGCGCUCUCUGUGAAUAAUCUUCUAAAGGAAAUAGACAACAACGCACUGAAGGAUAUUCCAAAAAUAUGUUUUAUUCAGGGUAAAUGGUAUGAUGACGUUUUUCAAGCCGAGGUUUCCAACGCAGAGACCGAAGGAAAAAAUGUACACCAAACGGUUAAUGCUGGAGAAGAAGAAACAUUAGCAUUCGGAAACUUGUGUGUUCGAGAAAGCCCAUUUGAUCUGCCCGAUUCUGAUAACGAGGAUGGCGAAGUCACGCCCGAUGCUCGGGGUACUGCUGAUUCGAAGACUAUGCCCAAAGACGCUACUCUGGUGGCCCACGUCGAUUGCCCCACCAACUUCCUUGUUAUGUACCCCGUUCAACCGCUUAUGUUAGAGUUCUAUUUACGUUUUCUUGAAUAACGUAAAUGUAAUAAAACGGUUGCAUAGAAAACAAAACACCAACCAUUAAAAUGUAUUUAUUGGACUGGAACAUUAAACGUAUGCCUACGUCUGAAAUAUUGCUAAUAAACAUUGAUCUAUUGAACCAGCAAUGUCUGUUAAUAUUGUUGGAUCUUCAGAUAAAUAUGCUUUGCGAAUGGCUGACACGGGAUCGUUGAUGCUCUACUACAAACUGCGGAACAUGUUGACGAAUGAUGGUCGUAUCUUGCCGUAUCUGACCACAGUCCUGCGUGCGAUGGCCGAUCACACAUCGUCUUACAAAAGUCAAGAAAUAAAAAUGUGUGGAACUAUAUACCACAGGCUGACCAGUGAAGUUUUUCUAAAAAAAUACACACGCACCGACAAAGCAGUUCGAAACCUGGAAGUCAUUUCUAAAAUCGAAAAGAAAAUGAUACACUUAAUGAUACGGACCGUUACUACACUUAAUGUUAUUUGAACGGUGUCAUAAAUGCAUACAGAUUGUGAUAUAAAAACAGAAAUGUUCGAAAAAUUAAAUAUUCAUCUUCUAAAAUAUUAAUUAUUGUCCAUCGAAAUUGAAUCCGAUAUAGUAUUGUAAUAAUUAUCAAUAUGAGUAUUAAUUAUUUAUGUAAUUUUUAAGAUAUCGGUUAAGGUGGUACUUGAAGUUAAGUUAAACUUAGAGACAAACAAACACUUUGCAUAGAAUAAGAGUAGGUAUCCGACGCAUUUUAAAUGUAAAAUAUUUGUCUGUCUUCUUUAAACUGUACUUUUGUGAAAUGUAUUUAUGUUUUUUACUCUGGUAGUUGAUUGGCAAUAUAAGAAUAAAUUUGUUAAAAGAUAUAACCAUCAUUUAUCACAACAACGUAACGCUUAUAACAUUAAGCUCUUAAAACACAGCCCGAAAAUUGUGGAUUACAAUAUUAUACAAAACUGAAAUUAUAUUGACUGUAUCCACGGAUUUCCAAUUAAACGAUAACAUAACAAGUUGGUAACCAUUAUGGUUAAAUAGUCUGCCAUGCAUCCCCCCCCCCCC
This is a messenger RNA of Dreissena polymorpha, 7265 nucleotides long. RefSeq lists its product as uncharacterized. Gene Ontology annotation, biological process: proteolysis. The record is from RefSeq and is a predicted model, not a curated record. The transcript is spliced from 4 exons. Gene Ontology annotation, molecular function: cysteine-type endopeptidase activity. The coding region runs from base 5600 to 6235 and encodes 211 amino acids. NCBI's taxonomy places the organism in Eukaryota, Metazoa, Mollusca, Bivalvia, Myida, Dreissenidae.